CAGGCGGCUUUUCCGCAUUCCUCAACCAAUCAGAGCAGCGGGAAGACAAGGCAACCAGGAAGUCCUCGCUCGGCGUCGUCGUUGUUCCGAGUGAUGUCGCUUGUUCAACUGCUGUGCGUCAUAUUAGGAAAAGCCACAACCUUCUUUUCACUUUCAAUCAUCAUCAUCGCAGUUGUUCUCAAAGGUUUGGACGACCCUGAGCCAACUCACCUUGCCAGAAUGACAUCAGACAUAAAAACUCUGGAGGAAAAUUUCAGGCAGAAGAAUAAGAGCUGCUUCAUCCUCGGGGCAUCUGGUGAGACUGGCAAGGUGCUGCUGCAAGAGUUACAGCAGCGCAACAUCUUUGCCAAGAUCACACUCAUUGGAAGAAGGCAGCUGAACUUUGAAGGCAAAGCCUUUGAAAACCUGGUUCAAGAGGUAGUGGACUUUGAGAAACUUGAGGACCAUGCUGCUGCCUUCCAAGGCCAUGACGUUGGCUACUGCUGCCUGGGAACAACCAGAGCAAAAGCAGGGACUGAAGGAUUCAUCCGAGUUGAUCAUGACUAUGUAUUAAAAUCUGCUGAGCUUGCCAAAGCUGGAGGCUGCGAACAAUUCCACCUUCAAUCUUCAAGAGGAGCGGAUAAAAGCAGCAACUUCCUCUACCUCAAAGUCAAGGGACAAGUGGAAGCGGACAUACAGGCAUUGGAUUUUGACAGAUAUGCUGUUUACAGACCUGGGGUGUUGCUGGUGGAGCGACAGGAGAGUCGGCCUGGCGAAUGGCUGGCCACGAAGUUCUUUGGCGCCGUCUCUGCCGUUUGCUCCACAUCGAUGUCCAUCCCCAUCCAAACGGUGGCCAAGGCUAUGGUGUCAAACACCGUGCUUCAGUCUGAACACAAGUUUGAGGUCCUAGAAAACAAAGCCAUCAGCACGUUGGGAAAGAGUGACACCAAGUAACUCUGCAGCUGAGUUUUGUAACAUUAAAAGUGUGUCACUUCUUUAAACUUAUUGGAUUCAUUUGUUGACCUUGGUCCUGAAUAAUAUUUUUAAUGAAUGCUUUUUCUGUUGAUGUAUUUGCACCGCAACACACAACUGCUACUUUUGCAUUUACAUUUUUACUCCUGUGAACUCAAUUAUCCCCACUCCUAAUUUUCCUUCUCAGGGCAAUGCUGUUCGUAGCAGACGAUUUGUAACUCAGAGUCAUCACAUCACGUCAAAGGAGUGUAAUUAUUAUUGGCUUUUAAAAAAAAUGUAUUUUACUUGUUCCUGCUGUCAAAUAUUGAAGACUUUUCACACUUCAACCAUUUUGAGAACCCUGCCUUACUUAAAUGUUGCUUGCUUACUAGCAUGUGUUGAAUGUUUCAGAUGUUGUUUUUAAUAUAAAUAAUUGACUUGGGUAAUUUUGUAUUGUUUCUCCUUUAUUUUAUUGUUUUGCACUUUGAAUGUACAUUUUUGAAUAAAUCCAAAUUGCCUUG
Molecule: messenger RNA, 1451 nt
Organism: Hippocampus zosterae (dwarf seahorse)
Lineage: Eukaryota; Metazoa; Chordata; Actinopteri; Syngnathiformes; Syngnathidae
Gene: htatip2
Product: HIV-1 Tat interactive protein 2
Exons: 6
Coding region: 94-933 (279 amino acids)
Biological process (GO): import into nucleus
Cellular component (GO): cytoplasm
Source: RefSeq, a predicted model, not a curated record